Molecule: messenger RNA, 531 nt
Organism: Nylanderia fulva
Lineage: Eukaryota; Metazoa; Arthropoda; Insecta; Hymenoptera; Formicidae
Source: RefSeq, a predicted model, not a curated record
AUGGUGGGGGUAGUCAGAGAUUUGGAUAGCAAAUUAGUUAACCUUGUGACCACAAGAGCCGCGUUACUUGUCAAAGAUGUACACAUGCGCAAUGGCGGUUGGAUCAGAUGGGUUUAUUUGCACCAACGCUCAGUGACACGAACGGAUUUGAGCACUCCCUUCCCUUCCAAUCGCACAUCGUACAUCAUUGACCGAUUAGAAAAUCCUGUACCUUUGGCAGGAAUUGGUGAAUUGUUAGAAGACAAUGGGAACGACGAUGAAAUAGAAAAUAUUGCCAUUAACGCAAUCGUUGAAAUUGCAGAAGGUUUCGUUCAAAGAAUACAUAGGACAUGCAUAACCAAUUACAUUGAAAAUACAGUGCCUAUGUAUACAGAUAGAGAAUUUGUUAUGCAUUUUCGUUUGAAAAGAACGCUUUUUAUGAGUAUGGUAGAGAAAUUUAAUCAUUGGCCAUAUUUUAGAAAUUUAGGAGGAAAUGGAGGAUUCAAGCAGUGGAUACUGUUUACAAUUUAUUACGCUUUACGCGAAAUUUAA